This is a messenger RNA of Varanus komodoensis (Komodo dragon), 5873 nucleotides long. It is a transcript of the gene LOXL2, whose product is annotated as lysyl oxidase like 2. The transcript is spliced from 13 exons. Gene Ontology annotation, cellular component: membrane. NCBI's taxonomy places the organism in Eukaryota, Metazoa, Chordata, Lepidosauria, Squamata, Varanidae. Gene Ontology annotation, biological process: peptidyl-lysine oxidation. The record is from RefSeq and is a predicted model, not a curated record. Gene Ontology annotation, molecular function: copper ion binding; protein-lysine 6-oxidase activity. The coding region runs from base 1 to 2304 and encodes 767 amino acids.
AUGGAAAGGGUCCUGGAGCUCAGCCUGAACCACUGCAUGGCCGCCUUGUUCCUGUUGGCGCAGCUGGCCCUCUUGGCCCGGGCGCAGUACGAGCAGUGGCCCCACAGACCCGCGCACCAGCCCCAGCAGGACCCAGCCCCAGCUCACACCCCCAAGAUCCAGCUGCGCUUGGUGGGGCAGAAGCGGAAGCACAACGAAGGGCGGUUGGAGGUCUUCUACCAGUCCGAGUGGGGCACCGUCUGUGAUGACGAUUUCUCCCUCUACUCCGCCCACGUGGCCUGUCGGGAGAUGGGCUACGAAGAGGCCGUAUCCUGGUUUCCUGGUUCCAAAUACGGCAAAGGAGAAGGCAAAAUCUGGCUGGACAAUGUCCACUGUACAGGCAGAGAAGCAACCCUGGCCGCCUGUGGCUCAAAUGGGUGGGGUGUGUCGGACUGCAAGCACACCGAGGACGUGGGCGUGAUCUGCAGCGAGCAGCGCAUCCCUGGCUUCAAACUGGACGACUCUCUGCCCAACCAAAUUGAGCAAAUGAACGUUCAUGUGGAAGAUGUCCGGAUACGGCCCAUCCUUUCUGCCUCCCGCAAGCGGAUUCCCAUCACGGAGGGCUACGUGGAGUUGAAAGAAAGAGGCAGCUGGAAGCAAAUCUGUGACAAAAACUGGAACAUCAGGAAUACUCGUGUGAUCUGUGGCAUGUUUGGGUUUCCAGCUGACAAGAAAUACAAUGUCAAAGUCUACAGGAUGGUGGCAAACAGAAGGAAGCACAGGUAUUGGGCCUACUCCAUGGACUGCACGGGCACAGAGGCACACAUCGCCAGCUGCAAACUGGGCGGUCGCAUCAGCAAAGCUCGGGGAAACAUCACAUGUGAGAACGGGAUGCCAGUCGUGGUGAGCUGCACCCCCGGACGUGCCUUCGCCCCCAGCAGCCACAGCGGCUUCCAAAAGGCUUUCCGGGCGGAGCACCCCCUGGUGAGGCUCAAGGGUGGAGCCAAGACUGGAGAAGGUCGCGUCGAAGUCCUGAUGAAUGGGGAGUGGGGAACGGUUUGCGACGACCAGUGGAGCCUUGCUGCAGCCAGCGUGGUCUGCCGAGAGCUGGGCUUUGGGUCCGCUAAGGAGGCGAUCACAGGAGCUCGGCUUGGGCAAGGUAUUGGCCCCAUUCAUCUCAAUGAAAUAGAUUGCACGGGUUCUGAAAAGUCCAUCACAGACUGUAAGUUCAACACUCAGAUAAGGAGCUGUACCCAUGAGCAAGAUGCCUGCGUCAGGUGCAAUAUUCCAGCUAUGGGUUUCCAAAACCAGGUGCGACUGAGUGGGGGACGCACACCCUAUGAAGGGCGGGUGGAAAUCCUUCGGGAGCAGAACGGCUCUCUUGUGUGGGGGACAAUCUGCAGUGAAAGGUGGACCAUAAUCGAAGCCAUGGUGAUAUGCCGCCAGCUGGGCCUCGGGUACGCGGACCACGCUUUCCAGGAGACCUGGUACUGGUACGGGGAAGUCAGCAUCAACAACGUCGUCAUGAGCGGGGUGAAAUGCUCCGGAACGGAGAUGGCCAUCUCGCACUGCCAGCACGACACUCAAAUAUCCUGCCCCCGGGGAGGCGGGCGCUACGCCGCUGGUGUUUCCUGCACUGACACUGCAGCGGAUCUUGUCCUCAACGCCAGGGAGGUGGAGAAGACGUCCUACCUAGAGGACCGCCCGAUGAGCCUGCUGCAGUGUGCCCUGGAGGAGAACUGCCUGGCCUCCUCAGCCGUCAACACGUCCAUUACCCACGGCUACAGGAGGCUCCUGCGUUUCUCCUCCCAGAUCCACAACAACGGGCAGUCUGACUUCCGCCCCAAAAGCGGGCGCCACGCCUGGAUAUGGCACGACUGUCACAGACACUACCACAGCAUGGAGGUGUUCACACAUUAUGAUCUCCUGGAUCUCAAUGGGACCAAAGUGGCUGAAGGUCACAAGGCCAGCUUUUGCCUGGAAGACAGUGAAUGCCUCGAAGGUGUCUCAAAGCAGUACGAGUGUGCCAAUUUUGGGGAGCAAGGGAUCACAGUUGGAUGCUUUGAUGUAUAUCGGCAUGAUAUUGACUGCCAGUGGAUUGACGUCACGGAUCUCAAACCAGGAGACUACCUCUUCCGGAUAAUUGUCAACCCGAACUUUGAAGUGGCAGAGUCUGACUUUUCCAACAAUGUCAUGAAAUGCAACUGCAAAUACGAAGUCCAUCGCAUUUGGAUGUACAAUUGCCAUAUAGCCGACUCCUUCAGUGAAGCAUGGGAAGAGAAGUUUGAUCACUUCAAAGGACUUAUGAACAACCAGGUAUCUUAACUUCCACCCUCCUAUUUAAGGAAGAAGAAAUCCCACCAUUUUCCUAACCACUGCUCAGAAAACUAAAAGCAAUCAAGCAACCAACCGUGAACUUUAAAAAUUAGCUUUGUAAGUUAUUUUCAAGGGUGUGCUCCAUGCCUACUUUAUGGUGUUCAGCAGCAGCAGUAGGGCUGGCUUUUACUUCACAUAUCGUCUCGCAGGAGGGGAGGUUUUGCACAUGCCAGAAGACUUUCCUGCCCUCAGCAUACGCCCUAACUUAUUCCAGCCUUUGUCCACCGUGACAUACAAAGGCCGUACCCACCUGGCUGACAACCUUCCUAAGGAAAGGAUAUCUGAUGCUCGGAAUGUUUCUGAAAGGACCUUCUUUCUUGGUCUUCACCUUCUGCUCGCUAAGAUUUGAAAAUCUGGCUCUACACCACUGAUGCAGAACAGAAGCCUGUCAUGACACGCAGCCAUCUUGAGAAGAUGCAUUUCCUGUCCCGUCACAUAUUCUGAGAGCAUAUUCUGAGAGUUCGUUCUGAUGGAAAGGUUCCACAUACCACGCUGGAAAAACAUCUGCCCAGCCAUUCCCGACGUCUCAGUUUUGAAAAUCAUGACAAGUCUUUUUCUCAACACAAUAAGCUGUUCAGCACCUGCCUUUUACUCUGAUCCAGGCCUUCCUUUAACUCUUCCUGGCCCAGCUUUAACCCUGUACUCAAUACUGCACAUGUCAUCAAAGGUACUCUGUAAAAAGGCUAAUAUAUGGAUCUUAUACCAUCAAGACCCCCACCCUUCCUGCACACGUUUAGACUGUCCCAUGGUAUCUUCAGGGGGCAGUCAAGGUCCAUAUAUUAGUGAACAACUAAUGGUGCUAAAAACCGUGCCCCUGUUCCUUUCAGGACAUGCAUUGCCACAGAAGCCCCCCUCCCCAUCCUUGUUGGCGUGUCCGCGUUUUUGUCCCGGAAGGGUUGAUGCCAUUUGCCCAUUUCCAGUGAAGAAAACCAAGUGGUGCUCUUCCCCUCCCCAUUCGCCUUCUGCAGUGUGUCUGAGACUGGAAAGCAGACCUCGUUAAGACCGGCUGCGAAGUCUAGCCUGGCAUUCUGCCUCCAAAAGGCACCAGACGGAUGCUGCUGGAUGCUCAGAAAACGGGACGUGUAAAGGAGAGGCUUUCCCUACUGUUUGACUUAAGUACCUAAUAAUCAGAGGUACACUGCCUGUGUCCGUGGAGGUUCUAUUGAAUGCCAUGGUUACAGCCAGUGCCAGGCCAGGCUUCUAAUGACAUUGGUACUAUGGGUGAAGGGAUACCUAAAGCUUAGGCAAAGAGCACAAAAAUCAGUUUGGGGGUUUCCCUCUCUUUAGAACUUACUCCUUACCUACUCUUGUAACGUGUGAUGAAGAAAGAAGAAAAGCCUGCCCCAACUGGAGAAAUGAACUAUAUACCCACACGUGGUGCUAAUGAAGUCGCAUCGUCCCGUUGGAGAAGUUAAGCAAGCCGAGCUCACACCUCUUCUCGCUCAGGAACUCUGUGAAUGUCUUACAGUGACCCAUUAUGUUGCACCCUCCGUUCCGAUCUCCAACACGGGAGCAAGCAAAACCAGACAAGUUUGUUUGGAGGCUGCAUAGGAGGGGGAUUAUAAAAGACACUUUGCACAACUAAAAAUGCUGGAUGAAUAAGGAUUGUGCUUACCCUCGGUAGCUUUUUUGCAGUAAUGCACAAGACAACGUUCAGUGUCUGUUCUCUUUUAUACCAUGGAUAACCUACCUCGCAGGGCUGUUGUGAGACGAACGGCCAAUUCACAUAAACCACGCUUGGGCGGGCUGCUUUCUCGUUCAGCACGUGGCAGCGGGUGUCAUCGGGCUCCAAUCUGGCGGUCUGGCACGUCACCAGCAGCCAUAUGGCGGCAACACACAAACCCAGCAGGUGCGAGCGUGAUCAACAAGGCAAAGGGUGGGCCGGCCGCGAGCCUGCAAGUGUAGGGGUGCUGCACUGAACUGCAGGGGGCGCCGCAGCUCUCCCUCGGUGCAGAGCAGCAGCCAGGGCAGGAGGUUUGCCAACCGCGGGCGGGAGUAGCCAAACGUCCAGAGGUGGUCCUUCUGAAGACCAACUCCAGAUGUGCGGCUCCUGUGCUAGAAUACCACUGAGAGGAAUAAAAGUGCUUUGUUCAGAGCCCUGCUGUCUACCAGAAUGCCAGCCAGGGUCGCAGGGUCCUUUCCAGCCUUCCCCAACCUUGGGUUCCCCAGAUAUUGUUGGACUGUCCCCCUCAACCAGCGGCCACAUCAGCUAGGGAUGACAGCAGCUGUGGCCCAGCAACAUCUGGGGAUGUGAAUUUGUGAAAGGCUGAGCUGCAGAAUUCCACCCAAGGCCUGCCUUCCAUGCUGGACUUUGCCAGAAGCUUUGCUCCCUUUGGGAAGGGGCAAGGCAGGUUCCCGCAGGGAUGCACAGCAGAGCGGGAGCUGUUCCACCAAAGGUGCUCUCCAGGUUGUCCCGGCAAUGCAGGGCUCCCUUCUACAGGACUGUGAUUUCAGGUACCAGUAUCUAAAAGCCUCUGGACUCUAGAAGUCCAUCGGGGUUGGCAGUCACCCAGCUUUCCUCUGCUGCUUCAGCCCCAAGCAGCCCCGGUCACAAUGUAUUUGAGCAGCACUCCUGCCAUCCGAGGCAACGUGUCCGUUUCUGGGACACAUCCCUAGCUCACCGGAACACAGGGACACAUCGGCUGGGUCAGACCAUCAGUGCUCCAGCCGCUCUCUAGGGCUUCCGGUUAGGUUCUUUCCAGCACACCUGGAACAGCCGGGAACUGCACCUGAGGCCUUCUGCAUGCAAGGAUUCUGCUCUACUACCAAGGCGUGGUCCUUCCCCAGCACACCGUUCAGUCCAGUGCUGGAACUGGAGGCUUGAAGCAUGGACUGUGUUCUUACCUCCUGGGAGCUGGCAUGGCCAACUGCCCCGUAUUUGCCGUGUGUCCUUACGUGACCUCACUCAAGUGGCAGCCAUCCACCAGGUCCAGCUAGACAGGUUUAACCGUAUUAAGAGCAAUGCAAUUAGACAUGCGUCCUCCUGUCCAGGGCUGGAUGCUCAGGUUGCCCUGUCCAUUCCUAGACGGGUUAGUGUGAGCCAGGGUUUCCCAGAAAUUUAGUUCUCAAACUUUGCCAUAAUCCCAGCUCAGAGUCCUGGAAUGGGCAAGGGAGGCGGGAAACACCACACCUGAGCAUCACAAACCACCAUUUCCAUGCCACUGGAAAAUCACAGCCAAUUUCCACAAAUCUGGGAUCAGCGGCAAGGGUGCCAGGUGGCUUGCAUCCACCUUUCUUGGGGUUGGGGGGGUGUUGCAGGGUUAACAACAGAAAUAUGGGAAACUAGCAGUAGUCAACCUCUCUCACCAGGAGAACAAGCCUCAGAUUCUGGAAGGAGUCCUGACCCUGAUUUUCUUAAGUAAGCAAGGGAAAAAUGCAAUUUAGUUGUGAAAAUGCUGUGGGCUAAAGAGGAUUUGCAAUACCACCAUGCAUAAUGGUUUGUGUGUUAACAGCUUUAAUUGUGGAAUGAAAACCAAAAAGAUCCUUACAAACUUCAGUAAACAAGAUGUUGACUCCGG